Molecule: messenger RNA, 3348 nt
Organism: Danaus chrysippus (African queen)
Lineage: Eukaryota; Metazoa; Arthropoda; Insecta; Lepidoptera; Nymphalidae
Source: the annotation of a GenBank genome assembly
AUGGCUGGUAACAAAAUAAACACUAAGAAAAAGGAAGAGAAGGGUAAAUCAAACAGAAUUGCUGGUCAAUCUAUUGAGGAAACUGAGGACUUUGACUUCUCCUUGCUGAGAAAACCAAUACAUACUAGUGUUACAGGCUUUGCUCAAGCAAGAAAAGUUUUCGACUUAGCCACUGAGGAGCUCAAAGGUUUACUCAGCAAUGAAUGUGACUUGUUAUAUGAAUGUAAAGUAUGCAGGAAUAUAUUCAGAAGUUUAGCUAAUUUUAUAUCACAUAAGCGUGUCUACUGUAAAGAAAAGUUCAAUCCCUCUGAACAUGGACAUUUCAUUAAAAAUACCUCCUCUCUAAAUGAAAUUUUGAAAAUAAGAAAACUUGAAGAGAGCUAUCAGGAAAUAAUGAGGAAAGAAAAUGAGUCGAGUGAAAUGGAUGUAGAUGAGACAGAAGAAAGGAUUCCACUCACAAAAGAUCUUACAGAUAUUAUAGAAAGGAUAUCUAAAACUAAAGGGGUACAGCAGAAGGAAUUAAAGGAACAAAAUUUAGUGUUUCAAAAAAUACCAAAAAGUACCGUUGCUGUUUUCCAAAAUAUUGAAAGUAAUGAGAACAAAACCGAUACAAUGAAGGCUGAGGUUAGUGAAUUGGACAAUAUGUUGUCUCAAGAGAAUGCAGUGUUACAAAGCGACGGCACAUUCAAAGUACAAAUCAGCGAUGUACAAAUGAAUUCAGAAAAUGUUAUACAAAUUAGUGAUGAUGAAGACAAUGAAGGUGCACCAUAUUCUGUCAAACAUGGUGUUCUGAAAUGCGAAAUUUGUGAUUUACAGUUUUCAACUCAGAAAACGUUAAAGUUCCAUAUGAAAUAUAAACAUUUAGAGAGUCGUUUGGUUUAUCCUUGUCCCGAUUGCUUGGACAUCUUCUCAACAUCCUGGAGUGUUUAUAGACAUCUGUUCAAAGUACACAGAAAAACCGCUGCUCAAAUCCGUCGACUGCGAGAGUCUAUACAAGCUAAGGCAUUUAAAAUGAACAACCCGCCAGCAUUUUACGAGAAACGGAAGUCCGUUUUGAAGAAUUUUCCAGCCCAAAAAAUUACAGAGGAAGAAAGAAUCUAUCAAGAGAAUCAGUCUUGGGAGUUGGAGGUUGAAGGCGAGGGUCGUCGUUGCGGUGGCUGUGGUCGGUCGUUUGAGCGUAGAGCAGCACUAGCAGCUCACGCACACACAUGCGCUAGAAGACACACACGAAGAAUACAAAUACAGAUAAGGAAGGACUAUCACAAGGAACAGAGCGCGCCGUACCUCGUCAUCAAUAGAAACGAUGAAAAUAAACCAUCUGAGGAGAAGAAUGAAAAGCCGCCAGAAAAAGAAAUCGAAGAGAAAGAACCGAAACCUCUCGAGGAAGCUGUUAUGAGUACCGUUGAUGUGAAACAACCAGAGACCGAAGAUUACAGAGACGAUGACACACAAGACGUGCCGACUGGGAACACUCUACAGUAUUACACGAAUACGCUUAUAAAUAAAUUACCAUUCGCCCAACAAGCGGAGAAGAGCAAUUUGAACGCAUUCAAAACAAGAUUACAAACAGACGUCGAAAUAGACCAACUUUUAUGUAAAAAAUGCAAUAGUAAAUUUGAACAAAUAGGUGAAUUAUUGGAACACGUCGCUGGACAUUACAAAUGGUUGCGUUAUGCAUGUAAACUCUGCAACUUUAAGCAUUUCAACUUUGAUAAACUCCCGGAACACGUUAAAGUUGUUCACAAACUCAAAGGCGAUACUGAUUUCUACUAUAGUACCGUGAAAGCCAUAGACGGGUCGGAAGCCAGCGAUUUAUCUGCCCCCGUAGAAGAAUUAACCGAAUCUAAUGAAACUAGUCCGGAUUCACGACGUCCAAGCAGAUGUUCCAGUGAUUCCAGCAGAUUAUCUGAUGAUAGCUCCUCUAGCAGUACACGAGUCGAAACCGGUUCAAGAAAACGUAAAGCACGACUAGUCAAAAACAUCGCCAAGAAGAAAAAGGAAACUGUUGUCAUAGAUGACAAUGAAGAGAGUAAAGACGUUAUGCAUAAAGGAGUUUUGUUAGGCGAAAACGAUUCGUCCUCUAAUUCAAAAAUAUUCGAAGAAAAUUCAUCAGAUUUGGAAGAAGUUGAUGAGAAAAUAGCAAAGCGCGAAAACAUGACAUCAGUAGCAUGCCGAAGACCUGUUCGUAAGAAAACUAAACGAAAGAACGAAGAUUUCGAAUACGAUCUAUCGAAUUUGUUAAAAAUGGAGGCACAGGGAUAUCGUGAGUCACAAGUAGUAACACCAAAAACUGCUCCUUCUAAAAAGAAAGUGCAACAAGAUGUUAACCCACAAUAUGAGCCUAUCAACAAAGAUUGUUGUGGUGCACUUGUAACGAUGUCGAGAUCCUCAGUAGGAAAAGCUCAAGCACAUAUGAAGACUGCAACCUUUGCCGUGUUUAACACUUCGAAAGAACCUCGUGUAUCAAAUAUUUUUGUGAGACCUAUGGUACCUAAAAUUAAUAGAGUAGAUAAAAUAUCGCCUAAGAAGGCUGAAAAUGAAGAAACUAAAGAAAUCUCCAAUCCUAGUCCCACUAAAAUAAUUGACACAUCGACUUUAUCAAAUCUCUGUAAGGAAUUGGUGGUAACUAAAGUUGUAAAUAAAAAAUCUGAGGAAAAAGAAGCAAAUUCAUCCGCUAACGAAACUCCAAAAGAAACAGAUCCGAUACCUCAAGUAGAUAAUAAAACGGUCGGCGACGAUAGUAAAGAAAAAAAGGAAGAAUCGACUAAAGUAUUAGAAGUAGAAACAAAAUCUGACGAAAGUGUCUCAUCCGAACAAACUAAAUCUAAUGUGAAUGUACCAACGAUACUUCCUAUAAAAUUCCGAAGACAAAGUUUAGAGGUAAUACAAAAUCCCUUAAUAAAGAAAAAUAUCACGGACUUCACAAAAGCCGGUAUGAAAACUAAAAUUUUAGUAAUCAAACCCAUCAAUAGGAGCACCGAUGGAACAAAAACACUAAAAUUCCAAACAAUAAAAUUGAAAGACCCAAACAAGACUACCACAAAAACUGAUGAAAUUAAAACCGAUCAGGUCGUCGUUGUGAAAGUUCCCAAAGUGGAUUGUUCUAUAAACAGAUCAAUAUCAGCCAACGACGUUGUGGUACUUGAUGAGAAUUGUGAUGAAAAUGAAAACGAAAAAGUUAAAACGAGUUCUUCAAAUCCAUCAAACCCUACAGGUGAAAACAGUAGUGUUGAAGAUCCUAAAAAAGACAUUAAAAUAGAUAAUGAUAUUGACUCGGUCGAAGACAAGCAUGAAUCAAAAUUAAUAGAAUGUAUAGAAUUGGAAGAAGCCGUGAUGCAAUCUGGUUGA